AUGGACCUCUACCGCCAAAUCUCCGCCCUGCGCAACAAGACGCUCAAGAUCAUCCUCCAGCGGCACCCGACCUCGACCCUCUACUCGGCGCUCGUCCUGCCCGUCAUCGCCUCGCUGUACCUCGGCCUCGGCCAAAAGUUCAACCACGCCGACGACAAGUACGGUGUCGGCAGCCCGGGCAGCAUCGACGCCCUCGGCGACGCCCUCGGCAAGGCCACCGGCGGCCGCGACACCGUCAUCCUCGUCAACUCGGGCCUCUCCGGCGGCGCCAUCGACACCGUCAUCGGCACUGUCGCUGAUGCUGUCACUUCCGCGGGGCGCAACGCCACCCGGCUCGCCAGCGAGUCGGACAUUGGCUACGUCUGCGCGGGCUCCAUCCGCGCGACAUCGCCGUGCUUCGGCGCCGUCGUCUUCCACUCCUCCCCCGACGAAGGGUCCGGCGGAGGAGGAGGGGGGUACUGGAACUACACGCUGCGCGCGGACGGCGCCCUCGGCAUCUCCUUCCGCGUCGACAAGAGCGACAACGCCGCCGAGGUUUACGCCCUGCCCCUGCAGCGCGCCGUCGACGCCGCCAUCGCCAAGCACGACGCCGUCUCCUCCUUCCCCGUCGCCGGCGCCGCCCACCAGUACCCCUUCUCCGCGCUCACCGAGGACGAGCGCGAGGCCAAGGUGCGGCGCGACUACCAGCAGACCUUCAUCAGCUUCCUCAGCGUCGCCUUCCUGAUGGCGCUCAUCGGCGUCUGCUACCACAUGCCGGGCCUCAUCGCCGCCGAGCGCGAGACGGGCAUGUCGCAGCUCAUCGACGCCAUGAUGCCCGCCGCCGCGCCCUGGCACCGCCAGCUCGCCCGCCUCCUCUCCCACCACUCCGCCUUCACCCUCACCUACCUGCCCGGCUGGGUCGUCGCCGGCGUCGUCAACCGCAUCCUGAUCUGGACCAACGUCAGCUACGGCGUCGUCGUGCCCUUCUUCGUGAUCGCCGGCGUCGCCAUGACCUCCAUGUCGCUGCUCGGCGCCUGCUUCUUCAGCAAGGCCCAGCUCUCCGGCAUCGUCACCGCGCUCGUCUGGCUCGUCCUCGGCAUCGUCGCCCAGGCCGUCCCCCACCCGGGCACCGCCACCGUCGCCAUCCUCGGACUACUCUUCACCCCGUGCACCUUUGUCUACUUCAUCACCUACAUCGCGCGCUACGAGCAGGAGGCCCUGCCGACCGACCUGCUGCGCGCCCACCCAAACAGCCCCUGGAAGCUGCCCGGCAUCGUGCUCUGGGUCUUCUUCGCCCUCCAGAUCCUCGCAUACCCGCUGCUCGCCGCGUUCCUCGAGCGCGCGCUGCACGGCGUCACCACCGGCACCCGCCAGAACGCGCCGCCACCCGCCAGCAGCGGCGGGCUGCCCGAUGCCGUGCAGAUCCGGAACAUGACCAAGAUCUACAAGCCGACACUCCUGCGCCGCCUGUUUGCCUUCGCGUCGCCGCCGCGGCCCGAGGUGGUCGCCGUCGACUCGCUGACGCUCACGGCCAAGAAGGGCCAGAUCCUGGCGCUGCUUGGCGCUAACGGUAGCGGCAAGAGCACGACGCUCGACGCCAUCGCGGGCACCAGCAACUUCUCCAGCGGCGACAUUGCCAUCGACACAACCGGCGGGCUGGGCGUCGCGCCGCAGAAGAACGUCCUCUGGGACGACCUCACCGUCGAGGAGCACCUCGGCAUCUUCGCGCGCCUCAAGACGCCCUCGAACCCGGCCACCCCGGCGCAGGUCACCGACCUGAUCCGCGCCGUCGGCCUUGCCAAGAAGACCAAGGCCAUGGCGAAGACGCUGUCCGGCGGACAGAAGCGCAAGCUGCAGCUCGGCAUGAUGCUGAUUGGCGACAGCGCCGUGUGCUGCGUCGACGAGGUCUCGUCGGGCAUCGACCCGCUCUCGCGCCGAAAGAUUUGGGACAUUUUGCUGCGCGAGCGUGGUAGCCGUACCAUUAUCAUGACGACGCACUUCCUCGACGAGGCGGACCUGCUGGCGGACAACAUUGCCAUCCUGUCCCGGGGUCGGCUUCGCGCCGAAGGUUCCGCAGCGCAGCUCAAGGAUACCUUCGGCUCCGGCUACCGCGUGCGCGUGCUCAACGCGCGACACAUGCUGGGCCGCGCGCCCGAAGUCGAUGGCGUCGAGCGUCUCGUCUCAUCCAACACCAUCACCUACGUCGCGGCCUCGGCCGCGCUCGCCGCCUCCGUCAUCCGUACGCUCGAGGCCAGCGGCGUGCCGUACAAAUUCUCUGGGCCGACCAUAGAAGACGUCUUCCUCAACCUGGCUGACGAGGCCCGCGACCACGGCAUGAAAGACCAAGUUGCCUCGACGGGUGCCGCUUCGGAGGCCAAGCUCAGUUCGAGCGAGAGCAACGGCGCCGGCGACGGGGAGAAGCUGACCGCGGGUUCAGGCCAGCCGCUCCCGCUUCUGCACGGUCGCCAGCUGGGCCUCCUUCCGCAGGUCGCAGUCCUCCUGCGGAAGCGUUUCGUCAUUUUCAAGACCAACUGGGUGCCGUACGUCGCCGCGUUCCUGAUCCCGAUCGUCGCGGCGGCCAUUAUCCAGCUGCUCGUCAGGAACAUUGCGGCCCCGGGCUGCUCGCCGCGGGAACGCAGCAGUGACACCAAGAACACCGACUUUACGGACCUUCUCGGUUCGCCCUUUAUCGUGGGGGGUCCAUCCGCCACGUUUAGUGCUUCCUCCAUUGCAGACGUCUUUAAGCCCAUCAUCCCGAACCUUGCCGAAAGCGUUGCCAACCACAUCAAAGUGGUCGACUCGUUUGACGCCUUUAAAUCAUACAUCGAGAACAACAGGAAGAAUGUCACCCCCGUAGGUCUUUGGCUUGGCCAGACCGGGUCUUCCCCUACGUUGGCCUACAAAAUUGAUAAUGGAGUAUCCAUGUUCACCUCGACGCUUGGCCAAAGCCUUCUGGAUAGCUUGCUCAUGAACAAGACUAUUGCGACCCAAUACAAGCCCUUCGACAUUGCUGCGGCGCCUUCUACGGGCAGCGGGCUGCAGGUCAUUGUGUACUUUGCACUCGCAUGCUCUGUCAUCCCGGGCCUGUUUGGCCUCUACCCGAAUUCUGAGAAACGCAACGGAGUGCGUGCGCUGCAAUAUUCGAGCGGUGCUCGCGCAUUUCCCGUCUGGGCAGCCCACGCGCUCUUUGACUGGUCCAUCAUGAUCGUUUCCAUGCUUAUUGCAGCGGGUGUUCUGGCGGGCACGUCGAGUAUCUGGUACCAUGUCGGCUUCUUGUUCCCCAUCUUCCUAUUUUACGUGUUGGCGGCCAUCUUGAUAACGUACUUUGUGUCUCUCAUCAUGAAGAGCGCACUGGCCACGUAUGCGAUCGCUUCGGUGAUCCAAGGGCUGGGGUUUGCAAUCUACCUAAUUGCUUACUUCUUCAUCUUGCUGUAUUCGGACCCAGCCGAGACUGAAAAGAGUGUCUUGAUUGGGCAUUGGGUUAUUGCCAUCUUCUUCCCGACGGGUUCUCUGGUGCGCGCACUCAUGGUGGCCCUCAAUGUCUUUUCUACGACUUGUGACGGCUUUGCUCUGCAGAGUAACCCUGCUGCAAUGAAGGCGUACGGCGGCCCGCUCGUGUAUCUCAUCGUGCAGUGCAUCUUCUGGUUCAGCAUGGUGGUGUACUUUGAGAGCUCGGAUGGAAAAUACAAGACUGGAAAGCCGCAGUACAGCGAGGAUACGGAGGACCCGGAGGUGGCCGCAGAAGAGGUUCGCGUGGAGGGGCCCGGCGAAGAAACGGAUGGCCUGCGAGUGGUACACCUGACCAAGGCGUUUGGCAAGACGACUGCCGUUGACAAUGUAACGUUUGGUGUUGGUCACGGCGAGGUGUUUGCGCUGCUCGGCCCUAAUGGCGCAGGGAAGUCGACAACGAUAUCAAUCAUUCGCGGCGACAUUGCCCCAAGCCGGCUAGGCGGCGACGUCUUUGUGGAGAAUGCAUCGGUCACGAAGAACCGACCGGCUGCACGCGCAAAUCUGGGAGUAUGUCCGCAAUUCGAUGCCAUCGACUCCAUGACGGUAGUCGAGCACCUGCAACACUACGCACGCAUCCGCGGAAUUAGCGACGUUGAUCAGCAAGUCAGAGCAGUCAUCCGUGCAGUUGGCCUGGAAGCAUACACCGGCGUCAUGGCCCACACACUUUCCGGCGGCAACAAGCGUAAGCUGUCCCUCGCCAUUGCGCUGACCGGCAACCCUUCCGUCAUCCUCCUCGACGAGCCCUCGUCUGGUCUCGACGCCGCGGCGAAGCGCAUCAUGUGGCGGACGCUCGAGGCCGUCGUACCCGGACGAUCGAUUCUGCUCACGACGCACAGCAUGGAGGAGGCCGACACGCUGGCGACGCGGGCGGGCAUCAUGGCGCGGCGCAUGCUGGCGCUGGGGGGCACGGAGCAGCUGUGUCAGAAGUUUGGCGACACGCUACACGUGCACAUGGUGAGCGAGACGGCGCCGCACUCGAGCGAUGAGGAGAUGCAGCAGAUUCAGGCGUGGGUCAUGGAGACAUUCCCGGGAGCAAGAGUCGAGCAGGAGACGUUUCACGGACAGAUGCGCUUCUCGAUUCCGGCGUCGUCGGUUCAGGUCUCGGGUGGCGGUAACGCAAACAGCCGGGGCGGAAGUGGAAGUGGAAGCGGCAGCGCCAUCGGACAGCUGCUGCUGAUCCUCGAGGAACACAGAGAGAAGCUGGGGGUUGCACACCACAGUGUCAGCCCUACGACACUGAACGAAGUCUUCUUGACGAUCGUUGGUAAAUAUGACGUGCUGGAGGAGGGCGAGGCGACACCGAAGAAGACGCCGUGGUGGAAGAGGUCGAUAUUUUGA
Cordyceps fumosorosea ARSEF 2679 is the source of this 4827-nucleotide messenger RNA. Its product is annotated as ABC transporter. Lineage: Eukaryota; Fungi; Ascomycota; Sordariomycetes; Hypocreales; Cordycipitaceae. Gene Ontology annotation, biological process: lipid transport; transmembrane transport. Gene Ontology annotation, cellular component: membrane; intracellular membrane-bounded organelle. Bases 1 to 4827 code for a protein of 1608 amino acids. Gene Ontology annotation, molecular function: lipid carrier activity; ATP hydrolysis activity; ATP binding. The record is from RefSeq and is a predicted model, not a curated record. The transcript has a single exon.